Messenger RNA from Brassica napus (rape), 1967 nucleotides. Its product is annotated as kinesin-like protein KIN-7F. Gene Ontology annotation, molecular function: ATP binding; microtubule motor activity; microtubule binding. The transcript is spliced from 6 exons. The record is from RefSeq and is a predicted model, not a curated record. NCBI's taxonomy places the organism in Eukaryota, Viridiplantae, Streptophyta, Magnoliopsida, Brassicales, Brassicaceae. Bases 1 to 1782 code for a protein of 593 amino acids. Gene Ontology annotation, biological process: microtubule-based movement.
AUGCUCUUCAUCAACAACCCUUUCUUUAUGUUGGAUCCUGGGGUGUUAUGUUUUUCUGUUCAUUAUUCUUCCUUUAACGUGCAGAAUUUCAUAGAUCUGGCGGGAAGCGAGCGUGCAUCACAGGCGAUGUCAGCUGGUGCGAGGCUCAAGGAAGGCUGCCAUAUCAACCGAAGUUUGCUUACUCUUGGAACUGUGAUCCGUAAACUUAGUAAGGGAAGGCAAGGGCACAUCAACUUUAGAGACUCCAAGCUCACACGAAUUCUACAGCCAUGCUUGGGUGGUAAUUCAAGAACCGCCAUCAUCUGCACUCUGAGCCCAGCGAGGAGUCACGUCGAGCUAACGAGGAACACUCUCUUGUUUGCUUGCUGUGCAAAGGAAGUUACCACAAAGGCCCGGAUCAACGUCGUUAUGUCAGACAAGGCCCUGCUGCAGCAACUACAGCGUGAGCUUGCGAGGCUCGAGACCGAGCUGAGAACCCCUGCCCCGCCUGCCUCGAAAUGUGAUUGUGCGAUGACGGUGAGGAAGAAGAAUCUUCAGAUACAAAAGAUGGAAAAGGAGAUGGCAGAGUUGAGAGAAGAGAGAGAUCUUGCUCAAUCCCGGCUUGAAGAUAUCAUGAGAAUGGUUGAACUCGAUGAGGCCUCAAAGUGUGGAACUCCGCAGCACAUAGACAAGUGGGAGGAUGGUUCAGUGUCACAGACAUCAAUAACAAGAGCUUAUGUUGGGUCUCAUUCUGAGGAUGAUGAUGAUGAAGAGCUGCCUACGCGUUCUGAAGAUCCAUCAGAAGAAUAUUGCAGAGAAGUUCAAUGCAUUGAGAUUGAGACAUCAGCUACAGUCAACCACAAAGACGAAAAAAGAGCAGAACCUAAGAACAUUUUAGGCCCUAGUGUAGGCCAAAACGUGAGGUUGAGAAGCUGGAACCGCAGAGAGACCGCGAGCACUCCACCUGAAAACAUAGGGACAGAAAGACCAGAAGAAGAGAGUCACAAGAAGAUAGUGUUUUCUGGUUUAGAGUUGGGUUCUAGUGUGUCAAGGAAUGAUUCGCUGUCUUCUUGCGGGAGCGAUUCCACUGCGACUCAGAGCAUCAGAACGCCCUUGGGAGAAGAGGGAGGUAUCACUAGCAUCCGCACUUUCGUUGAUGGUCUUAAGGAGAUGGCUAAGCGUCAAGGCCAGGUGUCGAUUGGUGAUGAUGAAUCUGGUAAAAUGGGGAGGGAUAUUGGUCUGGUCAUUAUGGACAUGGAAUUUGAGAGGCAGCGGCGAGAGAUUGUUGAGCUAUGGCAAAGCUGUAACGUCUCUUUGGUGCAUAGAACAUACUUCUACUUGCUCUUCAAAGGAGAUGAUGAGGCUGAUUCAAUCUACAUUGGGGUUGAGCUAAGAAGACUUUUGUUUAUGAAAGCUCGCUUCUCUCAGGGAAACCAAACUUUGGAAGGAGGAGAAACCUUAACACUGGCUUCAAGCCGGAAGGCGCUGCACGGGGAGAGAAUGAUGCUGAGCAAGCUGGUGGGGAAAAGGUUUUCAGGAGAAGAGAGGAGAAGAAUGUAUCACAAGUUUGGGAUUGGUGUCAACUCCAAACGCAGGCGUUUACAACUCGUGAACGAGCUUUGGAGCAAUCCCAAGGACAUGAGUCAGGUUGUGGAAAGCGCAGAUGUUGUAGGGAAGCUUGUGAGGUUCGCUGAGCAAGGGAGAGCCAUGAAGGAGAUGUUUGGUCUGGCCUUCACCCCUCCUUCCUUCUUGACAGCUCAGAGAUGGCGUAACUGGAGAAAAAGCAUCCCUACGCUUUUCUAACCAUCUGUUCUUGUAACAGUUGUGUAUAAUAUGUAUCUUCUUUGUGUCUUUUUCUUCUGGUAUUUUGAAGGAGCCAACGUUGGUGUGUAAAACAUAUAUUUUUCAAUCAGUGUUUUUAUUUGUAUCUGUUACAGUCAAGCUUCUGUUAUGGAAAAACUCAUUACAUAAUAUGAAAAAUUUGUGUG